CUCAUUUCGACAGGUUGAGGGUACUGGAAGUACUCCCAACACACUUCUUACACUCUCGGCUGCUGCACUGGACCUUACUUUCCUUGGGGUGGGAUGUUUGGGUGAAAGAAAACAUCGAACUUUGGGAAACAUCUGAGUGACUUUCUAACUAUUUUCUACAAGGGAAAUUUAGAUUGGUGGAUUUGUAAAUGUGUAACAUCAGGGAUGGAGGUUAUUGAAUGAUGUUUCUUUUUUAUUGUCGGCGUUCACAUGGCGUAACAGAAACUGUGCAUUCAUCAAAUGUUCCAGCUGGAUUGGAAAACAUACUUCUGUCGCAAUUUACUGGGAUGGAAUACAGAUUCACUAACGGAUGCUAAGUGAUUUUCAAUGGUGUAUCCAUGGAGUUGCAUCAUCAUGAAGUGAAUUGAUGUUGUAUGUGUUUUACCAUAAUGUGUGCAGUGGACAUUCAUGAUUUCUUUUAAUAUGAAUGUUCCAGGCAACCUAUUUUUGACUUCUCAAGAUGACCAUAAAUUUAGCAAGGUUUUACAUAGUAGCCAUGUGUGUCCUACAAAGUAGGCUGAUGAAGCUAAGACAAACAAGGGAAGAUCCUUAUUGUUAUGGAUUGUAUCUUAAAAAGUAAUUUUGUUUUAGAUACUAUUUGAGUUUGGGGGCAUGUAUAAGCAGUAACUUUGAUGCUUUUGGAACUAUUAUGGCUUAUAGCAAGUGUCUAUAUAUAUGUGGUAGUCAGGAUUCUUAAGGAGGAAGCAACUCCUUCUCAGACCACUUGAGUUACACUACUGCAAAUAGAUACGAGACUUGGGGGGUCUUUUUAUCAUUUUGUUACAAAUUUUAUGAUUCAGUAUCCUUUCAAAUUAAUUUAUUGUCAUUAUUGGCACUUUGUUGUCCUUGAAAUUGUUGAGUUUGGCAUUAUCUUUAUCAUUUCUGGAGAGAUCGAUGUAUUUAGAACAGAAAAAAUAAUCACAUAAUCACAUUUUGUUUAUAUGAUAUUUAUAUUGGAAGUAUAUAAAUUAAUAACAUGUAUAAAAAGUUAUUCCAAUAGCAAAAAUAGUUUAUAUAGGUCAUAUGUCAAAUUUUAAUUCUAAGUUACUGAGUGCACAGAGAUAUAUUAUCAUUUAUAGCAUCAUCAGAUAACUUAUUCUGACAAGCUUAAUAGCUUAUAUAAUCUGACACAUACCUACAAAUCUCCAUUAUCAGGGCUGAUCACAUGUAUUAGUUUGUCUGUUAAUACGAUACUGCACACAUGUGAUACAACAUGUAACACAUAUGUUGACACCAGUCUUGACUGGCCUCAGGGAGGCUAAUAGUAUCUUCUACCAAACCUGCCUCAUUAUUAAGCCUAAUUAGGCUGACAGAUCAUGUGAUGCACUCCUGUUCUGGUUCAGGCCAUCAUGUUUACAGAGCUUGGGGUCUGAUGGUGAGUUUCAUCUCACUUCCUGACCUAAUGAAUCUGGUAUUCUAAAUGAUCACAUUAGAAAAUGCUUCUGGCUACUAGCUGAUGGCUACUACUGGCAUUUCAAGACAAGAUCAUGUAUCAUGCCUUGGGUAAUCUUCCCAACAUAUAUAUAUAUCACUAAUAGCUUCAGAAUAUGUCAGAUGAAAAGGUGUUUGUCUCAGAUAUCUGACUGGACAUCUGUCUUGAUUGUCGAAGGACUUAUGACUUUGUUUAUAUAGAACUGACAUUCCACUGAAACAUGAAUUUCAUAAAGGACUUUUGAGGAAUCCAUCAUUGUGUAUAAAGUGGAUAUUCUGAAAAAGAGAACUUUCAACCAAAAGAAUCAUGAAUUAUUACAUCCUGAAAUUCUGUGUUGAAACACUGAAGGUGAUUUUCAUGUGAUGUGUUACCGUACACAUGUAAAGAGUGUUUACAUACUGAAACAGGUUUGAGGUGGUAUGACAGUUUCUUUGAUUAUUACCAGUGGUCAUAAUGUGGUUUGCUGUAUCCUGCAUUCCCCCUGUUCCUCAAAGUACAGGACCAUUCAAUCCCCAUAUGGCCCUUCCAGAUUUGCCAAUGACCAUCAAACCUCAAUACAAUGCACAAUGCGGUCAGUUGUACAAUGCAAGCCUGUGCAGACCUCUGCAAAUACCUAAUAAUCAAAAAGACAUUGUAGCAUUCAAGAAUGGUAUGUUAUCAGCAAGACAGGGCAAAAGAGCCUCUGAAAGUUGUUACCAACCUUUAGGAGCUCCAUGGGCUUUAGAUGGAGAUGUAUCUGACCCAUAUCAAAGUGGCUUUCAGUAUACAAGAAACAUUGAAGAAAAGUUGAUACACAGACCUCUGAAACAUUCAGAUACCGGUAAUGGUUUUGUGCAAAGUGGAUCUAGUCAAGGUACUUUUAAUAAGUUGGAUUUUCAAUUUCCAAGUGCUAGUUCUAUACACAGCACUCACAUCAAACAAUCAUUCAUUUAUCAGAAUCCUGGACUCUUUCGUACGGAGAGCAAGUCAAGACAAGUGUUUCAAUGCAAACAAACAAAUAUACCAAUUAAGCAGCUUGGUCAUAAGAAUUCAACUCAAAACAGUGGAAAUGCUUGGCUUACAAAAAGUCCACACAGUCAUGGUAUCUCUCAAAUACCAAAGAAAGUGACCAGUUUUAAGAGAAAUGAUACCCCUGUGUUGUUUCUUGAAAGAAGUACAUAUGUUGGUGAGCACUGCUUGACUAGGAAUGAAAGCAGCAGAGAAUACUGUCGACAAGUUUCAAAUGUCUCCACCCCAAGGGAACAGUGCUCAGUUUGUGGCACUUCUAGGCAGGGCAGAACUUGUUUCCCUGGUAACUUUGGAAUGAGUCCCCAACAGGGCAGUCUCCACAGGUCCCACCGUGUGAAUGGAGAAAGCCGCUAUGCCACCCAGAUUUCUCUUACCUCCACCCAAAAACAAGGGACCAACUCUAGCAGGGUCAAGAAUUCUCACUAUAACUUGGAGGCAAAGGCUGUGUCAUCGGUGGCACCUACCACCACAUUACCUCACCUGAACACAGAUCGGCAUGGCCACAGCCACAAGCACCACCAAGAACAUGUCACAGAACAAAACAACAAUACCCUGCCCCAGCUCAAACAGACAGAUGGGGUGUCAGGGGCUUCAUCCUUCACAGGAGAGAGGACCAAGAGAGACCAGUAUGGCAACAAGAUCCCCAUGACUCCUGCUGAGGCACUCAAAUUAUACAGGAGUAAACUUUCGCAGUUUGAACAAACAGAAAUUUUGGAUUAUCCUGAGGUUUGGUUCUUGGGCCUAGAAGCCAAAAAGAUUGAAGGAAUCCCUGGUGGGGCUCAGAACAAUGGUUAUGAUGAUGACAAUGGAUCAUACAUCAAGGUGCUGCAUGAUCAUUUGGUGUUUCGCUAUGAAAUGCUAGAAGUGUUGGGAAAAGGAUCCUUUGGUCAAGUCGUCAAAUGUUAUGACCACAAAACAGACCAAAUGGUUGCAGUCAAAAUAAUUCGCAAUAAGAAGAGGUUCCAUCACCAGGCAUUGGUAGAGGUGAAGAUUCUGGAUGCUUUACGUCGCAAGGACAAGGACAACCAGUACAACAUCAUCCACAUGUUGGAGUACUUCUACUUCAGAAACCAUCUCUGUAUCACAUUCGAACUCAUGGGAAUGAAUCUGUAUGAGUUGAUCAAGAAGAAUAACUUCCAGGGAUUUAGUAUUGCACUUAUCAGGAGGUUUGCCUUCUCCCUACUUCAGUGUCUCAAAGUUCUCCAAAGGGAACGGAUAAUCCACUGUGAUUUAAAACCAGAAAACAUCUUGUUACGACAAAGGGGUCAAAGUUCAAUAAAGGUUAUAGAUUUUGGUUCUAGCUGCUAUGAGCAUCAAAGAGUGUACACAUAUAUACAGAGCAGAUUCUACCGGUCUCCAGAGGUGAUACUAGGUUUGCCCUACUCCAUGCCAAUUGACAUGUGGAGUUUUGGUUGCAUCCUGGCUGAGUUGUACACAGGCUACCCUUUGUUCCCUGGGGAGAAUGAGGUAGAGCAGUUAGCCUGCAUCAUGGAGGUGUUGGGACUCCCACCUCAGAAUGUCCUAGACCAGGCAACUAGGAGAAGGCUCUUCUUUGAUUCUAAGGGUAAUCCCCGAUGUCUUACCAAUAGCAAAGGCAAGAAGAGGAGAGUGGCAUCCAAGGAUCUACAGCAAGCAAUCAAAACUAGUGAUGCUAGCUUCCUGGACUUUAUAAGAAGAUGCAUAGAAUGGGAUCCAUCAGUGCGAAUGACAUCAGAUGAAGCUCUGCAUCAUGACUGGAUCAAGGAAGGGCUGGUUCACCGGAAAGACAGGGUUCUGAAAGGACAGCACAAACGCCACACAUCUCCUGGAAGUGAGGGACAACAGCCUGAUCCCUACAAGGUUCCUGCUCAACCACCUGUGAAAGAAAAGACAAAGGUAGAUGAGUGGAAGAUGUCACUAAAGGAGAAACGCAGUGCCAAGGCACGAGAGAGAGUUCCACCAGUUGGGGCCUCUGCAGAGCAAACACACGAAGAAACAGGCAAGGAUCCCGGUACCAAAAAGGAAGAUCAGGAGCCCUCUGAUGACCCUUCUGAGAAAGCAAAUAAGAUCCAAUCAAAUGACAAGCAGCCAUCACAGGAUGCAGGUGUAGAGAAGUUAACACAGUCAGAAAAGAUUCACCAUCAAGACAGUGGCGUGGAAGAAAGUAAAGACCAGCCGCAUGAUAAUAAUGUGGAUGAAGCAGGGAAGUUUCUACCACCAAUUGCUAAAUGAUUUCUCCUCAAGCCAGUACACAUACCAGUUGACAUAGGAUGAAUGCAUACUUUGUGUGACUAUAUCAAGUCAGUAUUAUUACAAUUGAAAUCUUGAACACGAGACUGUUCAUGGCAGGUAUCUAAGAGUAAGUGAAAUACAACCACAAAACUUUUGUCUGGGAUACAAGUUUGUUUUUUAAAUUAGUCUUCUAUAAACGGAAUGCUGUUAGUCAUCAGUUAACAAACACAUGGUGGUAUUCAGAUGGAAAUAUCAGAAUCUUUGAAUUGCAGCAGUUCAUAUUUUACCUGUGUAAGGUACCAUUUAAGAAAGAAUGAUUCAAAAGUUGUAACAAAUUCUUCUCAUUCCAACUCACUCUUUAUGCACAGGUUGAUGUUUUGUAGUUACAUGACAGCAUUAUCACCCUUGUAAAGAUCUUGUCUCAACAUAUUUUGUUAACCAAAGCACAGUAUUCACUGUCUGAUAUUGAAUGUCAGCAUACAUAGGCCAAAAGUAUUCUGAUGUUGUAUGUACAUCAUCUUUACAAUGCAUGUUGUGUGUCACGACAGGUCAUUCUCUUUCAUGGUAAACCAACUGAUCUAUUGCAGUAUUUAGUAUGAUCUGCCUCGGUACAAAUACAUAACCUAUAACUGGAUUUCGCUGUAUGGGUUUAUGACGCUUUAUUUUUUGGAUUUGGUUUCUCAUUUUAGUCUUUCCAAUGACUUCUUCAGUGCAGACAGAAAUAUGCAGAUAAAAGUUUGGAGGUUGUAGGUUUAUAUUAUUUCUAUGCCAUGCUUGAAAUAGCCAAACUUUGAGAGACAUUAGUGUAAUGUGCCUGAUUAUUUGCUCAAGAGGUUAUAAUUACUGAAACAACAGGAGUGAUGUUCAUAUAGUACAAUAUACAUUUCAGAAACAUUUUGUUAGCAAAUACUGAUCAGUAUUCAGUGUAUAUUUAUGAUUAUAAAAAUAUUUAUGAAUACCAUGUAAGGUGUUUGCAAUGUAUAGAGAUUGAUGAUUUGCUGUUGGAUUGCUCAAGUCAUUGUUAUCAAUGUAUAUACCAUUGACUCAUUGUUAUUGUACAUACUGCAAUGUUAAUAUGUUUAUACAUUGUUUCUUUACCAUACCAGUAUCAGGGUCAGCAUUUUCUUUCUUUAAAUUAUUUCCAACCUUCAGUAUCUAAUUUUUUUUAACAUUAUCAACUAAGAUUUAUUUGGCUAGAAAUUGAAUUCACACUUCAUUGUAUCAAAUGAAAUGAUUGUAAUACUUUUAGUCUUUUUCUGUGAUUGUUCUAGAUUGUUACUGUUUUGAAAUUUAUAUAAUUUUGUUAAGCAGAGAUCAAAAUUAUUUUGCCGAUAUUCUUUUUUAUUUAUACAUAAUUUAUGUGAUGAUACAUUUCUGAUCCUAUUUUACUAUAUAAUUGUGUAUUGUUUGAAGUUGUGUGAAGUCAGAAUAUAAUCAGACGUGAAUAAUAUUAUGGUCAGUUUUGAUGACAGAAAAAUCAUCACAUAAUCUUUUAUAUGGAGAUGUCUUGCGUUUAGUGUUCCCCAUAAGCAAGUGAAGUCUCCUUUUAUUUUUGACCCAAAAUUUUAGCAAAGAGUAUCCUAAAAAUAUUUUCAUAAAAAAAUUGAACGCUCGACUUCCCUGGAGUCUUCUUAUGGACCUUGUCAGAUAAAGAAGUAACACAUCAAAAUGUAUUGUGAGGAUUAGAGUCAUUGGCUAUUUUGUAUUUAUGACAGAGCAUAACAAUGUAAUUGCUUUGAACUGGAAAUCUUUAGGUUACAAUUUGCGGACAAGUUCCCCGAUAGGCAAAAUCCUGUUUUUGUGUGUUUUUAUGCAUUCUGUAAAUUAAAGUCCAUUUUUUCAAUCAUGCUGGAUAUGAUUUAUGUUUUUGUUUUCUUUAAUGGAAUUUUCUGUUUAAGAUAUUGAUACUGACCUUCAGGCAAGCAUUAAACAUUUAAAAUUGCAAUAUAACAUGUGAUUUGCAUGUAGCCCUUUUUUGGCUGCAGCUUUCGGUGUAAUACAGUAAAAUAAUAAUCAAUAGGAAUUCAGUAAAGUGUUUUUCUUUGUGUAUAGUUGUGUGCAAUAAAUGCUGUGAUUUAAUGACAGUUGACAUUGUACUAUGAUACAUUUGAGGCAAAAAUAAUUAGGGUUGUUAAGUUAAAGUGAAUUUGUAGGUAUGGAACACUUAUCCAAAUAUUUUGCAUGCAUUAAUAUCCAUGCUCCAGUGUUGAAAUUUAUUAUCAUCUAUAACAUUUUUUAUCUAUCUUAGUACUAAGAAGAUACAAAAAUAUCUUUAGAUAUCAGUAUUACUCAGUGAAUCCGUCCAUGUAUACAACAGUGUUGUGUGCAUCUCCAUUGAAGUGUGUGUUUUAUCAAUGUUGUGACUUGUUAUCAUCACAUCUGGUUCAUGUGGUGUAACAGUGUUUGUUGGCUCUUAAAAGUUCAUUUAUUUUGGAUUGUUUAAACAAAAUAAAAUGGCAGACAACAUUCAAAAGCAAUGGUAGUUUUGAUAUUUCAUUGUUUUGUUACAUUAUGAAGGCUUGUGAAAGUUUUUCCUAAUGUUUCACAUUCUCAGAUUAGUGAAUUUUCAUCACAUCUAUCAGAUUUUGAGCUUCUGUGGACUUUGAAUACAGUUAUGUCAACAAUAUUCUCAAUUGGAGCUUUAUGGGACCAAGCAAUUGAUGAUUAUAACUUGUCCAUAGAUGUUUGGACAUACCGUAAUAAGAAGCCAUAGGUGUCCAGCUCUCAUUCAAGAACCAAGACUGAAUAAAUGAUGGUUGCCAGAUGUUGCACAUGGAAUCCUGUGCGCAAUACUGUAUGGUCUCCUGACCUGUCUGAUGGGCUGAUUGGACGCCAUAUCAAGAUCCGAAAUCAUGACAUGAGCUUGUUUCCAAUGCACUAUCGGGCUGCUUCUUUGUGCUCCAUGCAGUCAUUUUGGUGGCCAUCUUGGUGACUGUGGUGUCCACGUUAACUGUCCCCCUGGAUUUGUGGGGAGACGGAUCCAAGCCCAGCACUCCAACAUCAAUCUGGCAAACGGUGCUCAUGGUCCAAGUCAACCAGCCAUGAUACUGGCUUCCCCUUACUGGACUCUUGGCCGGGGUAGUUUUCUCAGCCUGCUCAGGUGCAUGUUGCUCCUUCCUAAUGGAAGCCAUUUCUGCUGAAAUUGCUUGAAAUCUCUCUUUUAACAUUGCCUGCAUGUUCUCCUGUUCUUCAUCAUAUCUUCAAACAUGCUCGUCGGCAGAAGAGUAGUGGCUGACGGAGGUGGAACAUUAGAUGGUGUGGCAGGCCUGGGGCCUGACCUCCUGCGGUCUGGAACAAAAACUUCUCGUUGACUGGAGAGAGCUAGUCCAACCCAUCAACCAUCUUCUUGGCUGCUUUCCUCCUUUUUGCCCUCUUCCAUGCUUCCACAAUCUUGCAGAAAGUGUCGUGCGGGAGUGAAGCAAACUGAGAGCAUUUAACAUGAUCAGUGCAUCUUGAAGAUCUGCACUUCCAACAGGAACAGUGAGGGUCCCUAGCCAUCUUUAAAUGGCCACAUCUCUCACACGUAGAAGACGAUGCCAUCUUGCUCCCACAAACAAAUGUUUACCACCAAGCAACUUUAUAUCUAAGAUAAACAGAUCCUCUUCAGCUGCAACUCAUGUGAAUAUAACUCACUAGACUCUGCAACUCAUGUGAAUAUAACUCACUAGACUACUAUUAAUUGCAUAACUUAUCAUGGAUAGAUGACAGUGAAGAGGAUUUAUAGUGUGAUGUCAGCCAAAAUACACGAUAUGUAUUUGAAGGCAUUGUUUGCUUAUACCAUAAUAGGGAUAAAUCCUUUGUCUUUUGAAAGUUGUCUAGGCUCAGCUUUAUUUACUUUGUAGCUGUAUAAAAUUACAUCCAAUGUCCGGUCUUGAUUGAUGUUAAAUACAAUUUGAUCACAAAUACAUAUGUAAUAUCACAAAGUGCUUAAAGUUACAGAAUUACCUGGAUUUAAAAUUAAAUCUGUUCUUCAGCAAUCUGUUCUUUAGGUAUAGAAACUUACUUAGUAUAUUUAGAGAAGACUGCCUGUAUAUGGCCUCUUGGAAAAUAUCAAAAUGAGCUCGGUUUCACACACUUCAUCUAAGUCAUGUCACAGUUGUGCUCUGAGUUACUCAUGAUAGUUGCAAUAUGUAUUACUGUUGCAAUGUUGUUUUGGUAUACAUCAGUUUUAUUUGCACUUCAAGAAAAUGCAAGUAUUGUGCACAUGUAAUGCACAGACUUCAGGGGAAAAAAUAAAUAAAGAUUUGACAUUUGCA
Haliotis rufescens (red abalone) is the source of this 8946-nucleotide messenger RNA. RefSeq names its product dual specificity tyrosine-phosphorylation-regulated kinase 4-like. The coding region runs from base 1925 to 4690 and encodes 921 amino acids. Lineage: Eukaryota; Metazoa; Mollusca; Gastropoda; Lepetellida; Haliotidae. Gene Ontology annotation, cellular component: nucleus. The record is from RefSeq and is a predicted model, not a curated record. Gene Ontology annotation, biological process: peptidyl-serine phosphorylation; peptidyl-threonine phosphorylation. The transcript has 13 exons. Gene Ontology annotation, molecular function: ATP binding; protein serine/threonine/tyrosine kinase activity; protein serine/threonine kinase activity.